Messenger RNA from Suillus paluster, 909 nucleotides. RefSeq lists its product as uncharacterized. The coding region runs from base 1 to 909 and encodes 302 amino acids. NCBI's taxonomy places the organism in Eukaryota, Fungi, Basidiomycota, Agaricomycetes, Boletales, Suillaceae. The record is from RefSeq and is a predicted model, not a curated record. The transcript has a single exon.
AUGGCCUGCAUUGCAUCGGAUCCAGCGUUGGACAUCAAACCUGACUUUGCGUCUAUAACUUUCCAAGGCAUAAGAAACCGCAUCAUCGGAAACACACAGGUAACCCACGAUGAAGCCGCCAACGAGCUCAUCACGGGCUGGCGGCAAGACCGAGACAUCCGCCUCGCAGCAUGGACCCUGCAAGUAAACGAGCAAGCCCGGUUAACAGCAGAAGCAAACCAAGCGGAACACGAACGCGCUGAGCAAGAACGGCUUGCACAGGAGCAGGAAGCCGAAGAUGAAUGCCGAGAGGCCGAAAAGAAGAAACCAAAGAUUAAUGAUUUUAAGGCAGGAGUUUCUGUUAAUGAUACUCUUACCCAUCGCCCUUCUCAAUAUGCCAUUCACAAGCUCAAGUCCUUCGAGUACGUCGAACUGUGGUACUUCAGCCCAGACGGCUGCAAGGACACUGCAGACGAAGCCAAAUCUUCGGCAGAUGGCACGUUCGGAUUUACGAAAGUCGAUGACUUCAUAGCGUUAAAGGCAGUCGCUGCUUUCAAACCCUCGCGCAAGGCCAUCCAAGACCAUAGUCUUGAGUGGAGGCAGUUCAACAUGGCGAAGAAUAGCUUUCUGUUAUACAUCAAUAAACUGAACUGGCCGGAGAAGCACCAACGCGCUAUCACCAUGUUCUUCAUGAAUGUUGUCUCCCACCCACAACGCGCUGAACCCUUGGGUGAACGUGCUCUACUCCUCUACGCUGCCUGUGUCCGCUGGGACUGGCAUGACACCCUUACCCUGGACAAUGCCUUCGACAUCAGCGUUUUCAACACCACGCUGUUGAAAAACUUGACCAAAGAAGUUUGGAACAAAUCGCGCAUUGAAAGCCUGACUGGAGGUACAUACCCCUCCUCGAUUAAAAUUUUCGAAUUCUGA